Scophthalmus maximus (turbot) is the source of this 1243-nucleotide messenger RNA. RefSeq lists its product as uncharacterized. The record is from RefSeq and is a predicted model, not a curated record. Gene Ontology annotation, molecular function: protein binding. The coding region runs from base 159 to 818 and encodes 219 amino acids. Lineage: Eukaryota; Metazoa; Chordata; Actinopteri; Pleuronectiformes; Scophthalmidae. The transcript is spliced from 5 exons.
AAGAGACACAAAAGACGAAAAACCACAAAGUAAAACAGGAAAUCACAAAUUCAAGAUACAAAGGAUAUAAAGUUUUUGAACAGUGGAGGUGUGUUGCACUGAAGAGUAACUUCAACCAGACUUUGGCUGCAAAGAGAAAAGCUUGGUGGGAAGAGCUGAUGCAGACAAACAGAAACAAUCCAAGGAUGAAGACCUCACUGGCUGUGUUGGGUUUAUCCCUCUUCCACCUGUGUGUGGCUGAGCUCCUGCCACAGCAACAAGACGGAGACAUGAACAGCAUGGAGAGUCCCGGCAUCGAACAAGCUGGUCCCAUAGCCGGUGACGUAACAGAGAGCCCACGAUACAGUAGCCAUCUUGAUGUCAGCAUAAGAGAGGCGGAACAGCAAAACACCGAGAGACAGCUCGAGGAGCUGAAGAGAGAGGACCAAGGCAACCGGGAGGCAUUUGGCGAAUCCUUCGACAAUGUUGGAAACACUGGACCCUACAACACUGAGAUCACACUGCCCCACAGGAGCGACGGCGAUAACACAGGCGCAUACAGCCCAUCAGCAGGUAUCUUCACUGCUCCGGUCAAAGGAGUUUACCACUUCAGCUUCUCUGGUCAGACUGUAUCAACUAAACCGAUGGGCCUGCGACUAAUGAAGACUAUCAACCAUCCGGAUGGACGCCGCUAUGAGACGGCAAACAAUGUCAUGACCCUACCUCUCAAUGAGGGAGACCAGGUGUACAUGAGACUCCGGCGAAGAAUCCAUUUCAGAAUCAGAAUCAGAAUCAGAAUCAGAAUCAGCAUCCACUUACAUGUGCAUAUUUCACAUUGAACAUAUGGAGUUGUGGAUGAAUACAAUGUACAGUGUUUACCUUCACUUAAUUUUUGUUUUGUGUAAAACUGCAGUUAUGUAUUUUGGGAUUAGUAGGUGCAGUGGAUGUUCAGUGUUGCAGUUUAUUGCACAGAGAUUGUUCUGCCACCGAUCGACUGUUUGAACUGUUCUCAAGAGCGACGGCAUGUGGAAAGAAGCUGUUCUUGUAUCUGGCUGUUUUGGCAUUCAGUGAUUUGUAGCACCUGAAAGAAGGGAGUGGUUAGAAAAGGUUGUCUCCAGGGUGUGAUGGGUCUGCAGUGAUUAAGUUAAGAGUUAAUAGGAAUCCUCAUCAUUAUUGUGUGAAUUGAAAAUUGUAUAUAACAAUUGAUAUUAUGUUUGCCUUUAUAAGACAUUUUUUAUGAAUAAAGCUAUGUAAUUUGCUUUAA